Molecule: messenger RNA, 2120 nt
Organism: Alnus glutinosa
Lineage: Eukaryota; Viridiplantae; Streptophyta; Magnoliopsida; Fagales; Betulaceae
Product: ultraviolet-B receptor UVR8
Exons: 11
Coding region: 293-1315 (340 amino acids)
Source: RefSeq, a predicted model, not a curated record
GACCCGCCCAGCAAUGAAUGCCGUUGUUUUUUGCAGUACCUGCCUAUAUCUGUCUAGUUUCUUCCCCUCGCCUGCGCGCUCUCUCUCUCUCCUUUGGAGUUUGGACGCGCAUGUGCCAAUCUUUCUUUGACCCGACCCAACCUCUUGGGAUUUUAUUACUACCAGUAUCAACUAUUUUAUCACUAUCUACACAACCAGACACAAAAUAUCCUCUGAAUAUCUCCUUUUGUUUCUGUUUUGGCACGUUUGUGUUGUCUUUUUGAGGGCAAGAAAGUGUGUUGGAACAUUGGAAAUGGCAGAGGAGGGAGCGAGUGAGGUUACCGGUCCAGUUCGUCGGAUUCUUCUCAUCUCCGCUGGUGGCAGCCAUUCUGUUGCUCUUCUUUCUGGAAACAUUGUUUGUUCUUGGGGACGAGGAGAGGAUGGACAGUUAGGCCAUGGGGAUGCUGAAGAUCGACUUUCGCCUAUUCAAUUGAGUGCCUUGGAUGACCAUGAAAUAGUAUCUGUUACUUCUGGAGCUGAUCAUACAACUGCAUAUUCUCAGUCACGUCUUGAAGUGUAUAGUUGGGGAUGGGGUGACUUUGGGCGGUUGGGCCAUGGCAACUUUAGUGACUUGUUCACUCCUCAGCCAAUCAAAGCAUUAAAUAGUCUAAGAAUAAAGCAAAUUGCUUGUGGGGACAGCCAUUGCUUGGCAGUGACUAUGGAAGGCGAGGUGCAGAGUUGGGGGCGGAACCAAAAUGGUCAACUUGGUCUUGGCACCACAGAGGACUCUCUUGUCCCGCAGAAAAUUCAAGCAUUUCAGGGAGUCUCUAUCAAAAUGGUUGCUGCUGGCGCUGAACAUACUGCAGCUAUUGCAGAAGAUGGGGAGCUAUAUGGAUGGGGCUGGGGCCGAUAUGGAAACUUGGGCUUAGGCGACAGAAAUGAUCGCUUGGUUCCUGAGAAAGUUUCUGCUGUUAAUGGUGAGAAGAUGGUUAUGGUAGCUUGUGGAUGGCGACAUACAAUAUCUGUUUCCUCUUCUGGUGGAUUAUACACUUAUGGAUGGAGCAAAUAUGGUCAACUAGGACACGGGGAUUUUGAAGACCACCUUGUUCCCCACAAGCUAGAGACCUUGUGUGACAAUUAUUUCUCUCAGAUAUCAGGUGGUUGGAGGCAUACUAUGGCACUUACAUCUGAUGGAAAACUUUACGGCUGGGGUUGGAAUAAGUUUGGACAGGUUGGCGUUGGCAACAAUGUCGAUCAUUGCUCUCCUGUACAAGUUAAAUUUCCCCAAGAGCAGGCACGUUCUUUUUACUAUAGCUCCCAAAAUUGGUUAAGAUAGGCCAUGGCAUUGAUAUUUCUUGUCUGAGUCAGUUGCACCCCCCUGGGCCCUCCCAGUUUGAAUUAUUAUUCUAUUUUUUUUAGUCUUAUUAUUCAAUUAUGUGUGCGUAUUUUAUUGGGCACUUGGCAGAAAGUAAUUCAAAUCUCUUGUGGAUGGAGGCACACACUUGCUGUUACUGAAAGGCAAAAUGUAUUUUCUUGGGGAAGAGGUACCAAUGGACAGCUUGGGCAUGGGGAGACAGUUGACCGGAACAUUCCAAAGAUCAUAGAGGCUUUGAGUGUUGAUGGAUCUAGUGGGCAACAGAUAGAAUCCUCCAAGUUUGAUCCAUCGUCAGGCAAAACCUGGGUCUCACCAUCAGAGCGAUACACAGUUGUUCCCGGUGAAAAUCUCCCAGGGCAAACAGCUGUUUCAGUCCGGCGUAAUGGGAGUGAUGCAAGUGUCCCUGAAAAUGACGUCAAACGGGUGCGAGUUUGAUAUUCUAGAUAUCCAUGGAAUGGUAGAUUCACCAGUCUUCCUGGCUUCUGAACCAACAAACAUCAUAUGAUGAAACAAGCAACGCCAUAAGUGAGAUGUUGAUGCCCUCAUCAUCCACGACUGUAAAUUCUUAAUCAUUUCUGUGUUAUGUUGUUCUAUGCAUGGAGCAAAUAUAGCUAACCCAACUCACUUUGUAACAAGUUUUUAUUUGAAUGCUGGUUUUGUUUUGUUUCCAUGGCUGUGGAAAAGCAUUCAAUAAUGCUCUGUAACAGCUUCUCUUUGGGAUCCUUUACUUCUAGGCACUACUGAAAAAUAAUUUCUGAUUAAGGUA